Molecule: messenger RNA, 2082 nt
Organism: Cololabis saira (Pacific saury)
Lineage: Eukaryota; Metazoa; Chordata; Actinopteri; Beloniformes; Belonidae
Product: tripartite motif-containing protein 16-like
Exons: 1
Coding region: 66-1739 (557 amino acids)
Molecular function (GO): zinc ion binding; protein binding
Source: RefSeq, a predicted model, not a curated record
GUUCUCAGACGAGUUUCGUGUUUGAGGAAGUGAAACUGUCUCAGUCUCAGUUAUCGAGGGGAGAAAUGGCGCAGAAAGGAGAUCAGCUGGACCAGGAAACCUUUUCUUGUUCCAUCUGUUUGGAGGUUUUAAAGGAUCCGGUGACUAUUCCCUGUGGACACAGUUACUGUAUGAACUGUAUUAAAUCCUACUGGGAUAAAGGAGAGAAGAAACUCCCCAGCUGUCCUCAGUGUAGAGAAACGUUCACCACGAGGCCUGCGCUGGUGAAAAGCACCAUGUUAGCAGCUUUAGUGGAGCAGCUGAAGAAGACGGGACUCCAAGCUGCUCCUGCUGAUCACUGCUAUGCUGGACCUGAAGAUGUGGCCUGUGAUUUCUGCUCUGGGAGAAAACUGAAAGCUGUCAAGUCCUGUUUGGUCUGUCUGGCCUCUUACUGCCAGACACACCUUCAACCUCAUCGUGAUUCAUCUACAUUCAAGAACCACAAGCUGGUGGAUCCCUCCAAGAACCUGCAGGACAACAUCUGCCCCCGUCACGCUGAGGUGAGGAAGAUGUUCUGUCGUACUGAUCAGAAGUGUAUCUGUUAUCUCUGCUCUGUGGAGGAACAUAAAGGCCACGACACGGUCUCAGCUGCAGCAGAAAGGACGGAGAGGCAGAGAGAGAUGGAGGAGAGUCGACAACAAAUCCAGCAGGAGAUCCAGGACAGAGAGGAAGAUGUGAAGCUGCUUCAGCAGGAGGUAGAGGCCGUCAAUCAGUCUGCUGAUAAAACAGUGGAGGACAGCGAGGAGAUCUUCACUGAGCUGAUCUCUCUCCUCCAGAAGAGGAGCUCUGAUGUGAAGCAGCAGAUCAGAUCCCAGCAGGAAACUGAAGUGAGGAGAGUCAGAGAGCUGGAGGAGAAGCUACAGCAGGAGAUCACUGACCUGAAGAGGAGAGAUGCUGAGAUGAAGCAGCUCUCAGACACCGAGGAUCACAACCAGUUCCUCCACAACUGGCCCUCACUGGCACCACUCAGUGAGUCCACACACUCCUCCAGCAUCAGCAUCCGUCCUCUCAGGUACUUUCAGGGCGUGACAGCAGCUGUGUCAGAGGUCAGAGGUCGACUACAGGACAUCCUGAGAGACACGUGGACAAACGUCUCACUGGCCGUCGCUGAGGUGGAUGUUUUACUGUCACAACCAGAACCAGGACCAAAGAGCAGAGCUGGAUUCUUGAAAUAUUCAUGUGAUAUCACUCUGGAUCCAUACACAGUAAACACACAACUGUUACUGUCAGAGCAGAACAGAAAGGUGACUUUGACGGAGAAACAUCGGUCCUAUUCUUAUCAUCCAGACAGAUUCACUUAUGUUUGGCAGGUUCUGAGUAGAGAGAGUCUGACUGGACGUCAUUACUGGGAGGUGGAGAAGAAAGCAGGUCUAGUUCGUGUAGCAGUUUCAUACAAGAAUAUCAGCAGAUCAGGGUGGAAAAGUGUAUUUGGAUAUAAUGACAAAUCUUGGUCACUAGAUUGUUCCUCAGACAGAUAUGAAUUCAGGUACAACAACAUCCAAACCUCCAUCUCAGAACCUCCUUCCUCCAGAAUAGGAGUUUACCUGGAUCACAGAGCAGGAGUUCUGUCCUUCUACAGCGUCUCUGGAACCAUGACCCUCCUCCACAGAGUCCAGACCUCCUUCACCCAGCCGCUCCACGCUGGAGUUCAGGUUUACGGCAAUACUGGAGACUCAGCUGAGUUCCGUAAACUCAGAUAGACGCGUUUCCUUCUCCGUGUUUAUAAGUCAGAGUUGAUUGUUGUGAUGUUUCUUCACCGUUCAGAGAUCCACGUCUCACUAUGAUUGUAGAGGAACUUUGUUCUUCAGGUGUUUUUCAGGUUUCACUCUUAUUUCUGCUCAUUUAUGGGAUGUUUUAGCCUGUUUUAUUUCAUCAACCUGAAACUCUAAAUGUGUCUUUAUGUUUUAAUCACAUUAUUCUUCUUCAGCUUAAUGAACCUGAACAGAAAAAGGAGCAGAUCUGCGGAUCAGAUGAUGUUGAUGUCUAAAUCUGUUGAGGAAGUUUCAUGUUUAACAACCUGAAUAUUUAGUAAGAAAUAAAACU